CUGAAGAUGGCUUCAUGGACACAUGGUCAAAGAGCUUGGAUAGAGAAAACCUUUUCCAAGAGAGAGUGCAUCUAUAUAAUUGCCAACAGCAAAGAUGCUACCAGGUGCUGCUGUGGCCAGCUUAUUACUCAACACAUCCCAAUUCCUCCAAGUAUAACCACGAACAAGAAUGAAGAAAGAGCAACAAAUCAGGUGGAUACUCAGCCUGAGAAAUGGUCCAUCAGCAAAUACACCCAAGCGUUCCCGACUGAUGCCUAUGGAAAUCUUGAGUUCCAAGGCGGAGGGCAUACAAAUAAGUCUAUGUACAUCAGAGUGUCAUAUGACACAAAACCAGACUCCCUGCUCCACCUGAUGGUGAAAGACUGGCAGCUGGAGCUCCCCAAGCUCUUGAUAUCAGUCCACGGGGGGCUUCAGAACUUUGAACUGCAACCCAAACUGAAGCAAGUGUUUGGGAAGGGCCUCAUCAAAGCCGCCGUGACUACAGGCGCAUGGAUCUUCACCGGAGGAGUCAGCACAGGUGUCAUUCGCCAUGUUGGAGAUGCUUUGAAAGACCAUUCUUCCAAGUCCAGAGGACGCAUCUGUGCCAUAGGGAUUGCCCCAUGGGGCAUUGUGGAAAACAAGGAGGAUCUGAUUGGGAAAGAUGUGACAAGAGUUUAUCAGACCAUGUCAAACCCACUAAGCAAAUUCUCUGUACUCAACAGUUCCCAUACGCACUUCAUCCUUGCCGACAACGGCACCCUUGGCAGAUAUGGGGCAGAAGUGAAACUGAGGCGGCAACUAGAGAAACACAUCUCACUCCAAAAAAUCAACACACGGCUGGGACAGGGAGUUCCUGUGGUUGGAUUGAUAGUCGAAGGUGGUCCCAAUGUGAUAUCGAUUGUCUUGGAAUGCCUACGUGAAGAGCCGCCACUCCCCGUUGUGAUCUGUGACGGCAGUGGAAGAGCGUCAGACAUCUUAUCGUUUGCACACAAGUACUCAGAAGAAGGAGGCAUCAUAAGUGAGUCUCUGAGGGACCAGCUACUCGUCACCAUGCAGAAAACCUUUAACUAUAGUCGGAAUCAAGCUCAUCAGCUGUUUGUUAUUCUCAUGGAAUGUAUGAAAAAGAAAGAACUGAUCACUGUGUUCCGCAUGGGCUCUGAGGGUCAACAAGAUAUUGAGAUGUCUAUCUUAACAGCUCUACUUAAAGGUACCAAUGCAUCUGCACCAGAUCAGCUGAGCUUAGCAUUGGCCUGGAACCGUGUGGAUAUUGCGCGCAGUCAAAUCUUUGUCUUUGGACAUCGCUGGCCGCCAUUGGGAAGCCUUGCAGCUACAGACGGGACAGCUCCAGAAAAGGAGAAGAAAUCUCCGGCCCCUCAAACGAAAGCAGUGAGAGGGAAAGGGAAAGGCAAAAAGAAGGGCAGGAAACAGAAAGGAGAGCCAGAGGAAGAAAGUGAUCCAAGGAAGCUUGAGCUACUGAACUGGGUAAAUUCCCUUGAGCAAUCGAUGCUGGAUGCUCUGGUACUGGACCGGGUAGACUUCGUGAAGCUCCUGAUUGAAAAUGGGGUCAGCAUGCAGCGUUUCCUCACCAUCCCACGACUAGAAGAGCUUUACAACACUAGACUGGGUCCGCCAAAUACCCUGCACCUGCUGGUCAGAGAUGUUAAAAAGGGAAAUCUGCCACCAGAUUACCACAUCAGCCUAAUUGACAUUGGCCUGGUACUCGAAUAUCUCAUGGGAGGGGCAUAUCGCUGCAACUAUACACGGAAGAGUUUCCGAACCCUGUACAACAACUUAUUUGGAGCAAAGAGGCCUAAAGCUCUUAAACUUCUAGGGAUGGAGGAUGAUGAGCCUCCAACCAAAGGAAAGAAGAAGGAGGAGGAGGAAGUUGACAUUGAUGUGGAUGACCGCUUCCAGUAUCCCUUCCAUGAGCUAAUGGUGUGGGCAGUACUGAUGAAGCGGCAAAAGAUGGCCCUCUUCCUUUGGCAGCGGGGAGAGGAAACCAUGGCCAAAGCUUUGGUGGCCUGCAAACUCUACAAAGCCAUGGCCCACGAGUCUUCAGAGAGCGAGCUGGUGGAUGACGUCUCUCAAGACCUGGACAACAACUCAAAGGAGUUUGGCCAGCUUGCUGUGGAGCUUCUGGAUCAAUCGUAUAAGCACGAUGAGCAGGUAGCCAUGAAACUUUUGACUUACGAGCUGAAAAACUGGAGCAACUCUACUUGCCUGAAACUUGCAGUGGCGGCAAAGCACAGGGACUUCAUCGCACAUACCUGCAGCCAGAUGUUACUGACAGACAUGUGGAUGGGGAGGUUGCACAUACGGAAAAAUCCAGGCCUUAAGGUUAUCCUGGGGAUCCUCAUACCACCCACCAUCCUGUUCCUGGAGUUCCGCACCUAUGAUGACUAUUCCUACCAAACAUCAAUGGAAAAGGAAAUCGGCAAAGAAAAAGAGGAGGAAAAUGCGGGUGUGAAUGCUGAUACAGGUUCCCGAAAAGGAGAUGAAGAAGAUGGAAACAAAAAGCAAACGAGUCUUCCCAUUGGAACAAAGAUCUAUGAAUUCUAUAAUGCACCAAUUGUGAAGUUUUGGUUUUAUACAAUGUCAUACAUGGGGUACUUAAUGCUGUUCAACUAUAUAAUCUUGGUACGGAUGGAACCUUGGCCCUCGGUCCAGGAAUGGGUCGUCAUCUCAUACAUUGUGACUCUGGCUUUAGAGAAAGUAAGAGAGAUUUUGAUGUCAGAGCCAGGUAAACUAAGUCAGAAAAUAAAAGUGUGGCUACAAGAAUAUUGGAACAUCACUGAUAUGGUAGCUAUUUAUGUGUUCAUGAUUGGGGCCAUUCUCCGUUUGCAAAAUCAGCCGUAUAUGGGCUAUGGAAGAGUGAUCUACUGUGUGGAUAUCAUUUUCUGGUACAUCCGAGUACUGGAUAUCUUUGGUGUAAAUAAGUACCUGGGACCUUAUGUCAUGAUGAUUGGAAAGAUGAUGAUCGACAUGCUGUACUUUGUGGUGAUUAUGCUGGUGGUCCUGAUGAGUUUUGGUGUUGCCCGCCAAGCCAUCCUGCAUCCUGACGAGGAGCCAUCUUGGAGACUGGCCCGCAACAUCUUCUACAUGCCCUACUGGAUGAUCUAUGGAGAGGUGUUUGCAGACCAGAUAGACCAUAAGAGCAGAAUUCAUAUCUAUGCCAUGGAAAUUAAUCCUCCUUGUGGGGACAACCGUUAUGAUGAGGACGGCAAGCGUCUCCCCCCCUGUAUCCCUGGUGCAUGGCUGACUCCUGCAAUCAUGGCUUGCUACCUCUUGGUAGCCAACAUUCUCCUAGUCAACCUGCUGAUUGCCGUCUUUAACAACACCUUCUUUGAAGUGAAGUCCAUCUCCAACCAAGUCUGGAAGUUCCAGCGGUAUCAGCUGAUCAUGACUUUCCAUGACAGGCCGGUGCUUCCCCCACCCAUGAUCAUUUUCAGCCACCUUUACAUCAUUAUCAUUCGCCUCUGCUGCCACUGCAAGAAGCUAAGAGAAGGGGACCAAGAUGAACACGACCGAGGACUGAAGCUGUUUCUAAACGAUGAAGAGUUGAAAAAACUGUAUGAAUUUGAGGAGCAAUGCGUUGAGGACUAUUUCCGGGGAAAAGAGGAUGAAGAACAGUCAUCAAAUGAUGAGCGCAUCAGAGUUACUUCAGAAAGAGUUGAAAACAUGUCUAUGAGAUUAGAAGAAGUGAAUGAAAGAGAACAUUUCAUGAAAGCCUCCCUUCAGACGGUUGACCUUCAACUUUCUCAGUUGGAAGAACUCUCUGGCAGAAUGGCAAAUGCUCUGGAAAAAUUGGCGGGGAUCGACAAAGCUGAGCUGACUCACACACGCUCCUGGGCGUCCUCCGAAUGUGAUUCUGCUUACCUCCUCUGGCAAAACAGUGUGCACAGUUCCGAUGGCUACAUGUACAGGUACCAUGGCGAUGAGCUCACCUAUGACAAUGUGCCCACCUCAAUGUCUCCAGCCUUGGCACUGCGUAAAGCAGAUUCAAAGAUGCAGCUGCCUCCAGAAUGCCAAGGAAGUCUCCGCUCUGCCUCGAGUACAAAAUCAGUGGCUUCUACAGAUCAUAGUAAAAAUACUUUAGAUGUUACACAGAGUGUUUCUAAACCCCGUUCUGACUCAGUAGACAGACAGGAACACUGCAAGAGUGACGAGACAAUAUCCCAAGCCUUCAGUCAAAUGGUUAUGUUUGUGAAUGGAACCCGGCCACCACUUCAGAACCCUCACUUAGCAUUGGAAAGGACCAAAUUAGAAGCCACCAUCUCCUAUCCCUUGGACAAACCUAGAGCAAUGAGGUACUAUUCUUCUGAAGCAGUCAAUGCUUGUCAAGCAACCAGGAUGAAAUCAAGGAGCUAUAUAUUUGCACAAGGUGGAAAGAUGGCUGGAGGAGUUAACAACUGGGCCAUUAUGGACCAAGAAUACAGGACCAUCAUGGGCCAAGCGUGCCCUUCUACAAUUGAACAAUGGACUGCUGAAUGGCAGCAUGAGGUUCAGCAGAAGCUUGUUAAUGAGCCCCCUCCUGAAUAUCCUGGCAUUGUGUCCGAGGCAGAGAUGCAAGCUGAGCAGAAUCAGCUACUGACUGACACUGAAGAGGACAGUGAUGCUGGUGAAGUAGUGGAUCUCGAUGGCUCCCAUCCUUCCUCACCUGUCACCAAAAGGAUGGACAUGGACAAUAUGCUCUCAGUGAAAUCCGACAAGACUUGUGGCUUUCCCUCCGUACGGUCAAAGAGUUUACACAACCAUUCUCGAAAAGCCAAGUCCAUUAAGGACAGGCUUAACAGACCAGGGCAUGCCAGCAGUGUCAACAGCCUAGUGGUGGCCUGCGGUACUGCAAUGGAAGAGCAGAAAGCAAAGCAAGAAAAUGCUUCCACAGAAACUGAAUGCUAAAAUGGCAUUUUACUCAC
Molecule: messenger RNA, 4895 nt
Organism: Rhineura floridana
Lineage: Eukaryota; Metazoa; Chordata; Lepidosauria; Squamata; Rhineuridae
Gene: TRPM1
Product: transient receptor potential cation channel subfamily M member 1
Exons: 27
Coding region: 7-4878 (1623 amino acids)
Biological process (GO): calcium ion transport into cytosol; protein tetramerization
Cellular component (GO): membrane
Molecular function (GO): calcium channel activity
Source: RefSeq, a predicted model, not a curated record